Messenger RNA from Eucalyptus grandis, 1298 nucleotides. RefSeq names its product zinc finger A20 and AN1 domain-containing stress-associated protein 8. Bases 328 to 843 code for a protein of 171 amino acids. Gene Ontology annotation, molecular function: DNA binding; zinc ion binding. Lineage: Eukaryota; Viridiplantae; Streptophyta; Magnoliopsida; Myrtales; Myrtaceae. The record is from RefSeq and is a predicted model, not a curated record. The transcript has 2 exons.
UUCGAUCGUCCUGAAUUUCUCGGUUUCUCCCCUCCCCCAUCUUCCCGUUUCCGUUUCGCGUUCUGGGUCGUCUCGAUUUUCUCGGGUCGCGUCGUGGGUUGGAUCGUUCUUCGUCGCUCGCGGAUGAUUUGUUUUUCUCUUCUGUUUUCUGCUGUUGGUGGUGGCGGUGCGCGCGUCCCUUCGUGGUCGUCGUCGUCGUCUUUGAAUGAGCAGACGGGCCCGUCCGUGAUGCGAUCGCGAUCCUGAGCUCCGAGAUCGGCGUCGGCAGGACUCGUUUCUGGGAGGGCUCCCUGUUCAUUUUCCCGGACGAACAGGAGGAUUGAGAAAAUGGAACACGACGAGACAGGAUGCCAAGCUCCCCCUGAGGGUCCAAUUCUAUGCAUUAACAACUGCGGCUUCUUUGGAAGUCCAGCUACCAUGAACAUGUGUUCCAAAUGUCACAAGGACAUGCUGCUGAAACAAGAGCAGGCCAAGCUCGCUGCAUCUUCCAUUGCAGCUGCUGAGAAUGGAUCAUCAAGCACUACUGCAAGUGAACCUGUUUUUGCUGCCUCAGUGGACACACAGCUCAAUACAGUGGAGCCCAAGACCAUCCCUAAACAGCCAGCCUGUGAUUCAGUGACGGUUGCAACUGUUGAGAAGCCGAAGGAGGGCCCAACCCGUUGCAGCUCUUGCAACAAGCGGGUUGGUUUGACAGGCUUUAGUUGCCGGUGUGGUAAUAUCUUCUGUGGCACCCACCGCUACUCUGACAAGCAUGACUGCCCGUUUGAUUAUCGCAGUGCUGGCCGAAAUGCAAUUGCAAAGGCCAACCCUGUUAUUAAGGCUGAGAAGCUCGAUAAAAUAUAAGACAUGCGUAGGGAACAAGAAGAUCCAAUGUGCUGAAAAUUGAUGCUUUAUUGCGAUAAGUGAUGUUCUCAGAUCAGCUGCAUUAUGUAUCAGGUGUCUGCUUGGUUUGUUAUAUUUGCAGAGGGAUGAUGAUGGUGGUGGUGUUAGGACAUCUCUGCAGUAAUGAAGAACUCUACAAUCCCAAUCUUCUCUUGAGAUGGCUCGAAUGUGCCUUUAGCUCUCUGAGAAUGUGGUGGUUUGAUGGACAAUGACAUGGUUGGCUCUGUAAUCUGUCUCUGCUUUUAAGACGUUCCGUUUUCUCUCUUGUACUGCACGGUCGAAAUGGUAAUGUGCAAUCUCUCGUUCCCAAGGGAAGUCAUCCUUUGAAUAUUGGUAUGAUUAGCUUUGUAUAUUGUGAUUAUGCUUUCUAAAGGUGUUUUUCGUUGUGUGCAAGGCAUCUUUGGUGUCUUGCAGUC